AUGCUCAAGGAAAUGACCGUCGCGCUCGACGGCCUCAUCAUGACGCGGAUCGAUGGGGCCAGAUCGGAGUUCAACCUCGACGUCGAGCAAAUCCGCGCGGACCUCGUCACUGCGGCAAGGAUGAUGCCAUGGACAAGCAGGUUCGACCGCAAUCAACAUCAAACACUAGUGAGGCAGAUGUUUCGUAUUGCUCAGGAAUCAACAGUGAAAGAUUAUGUGGAACGCUUUGCGGAAUUGUAUGAUCAGUUAUCGGCUUAUGAGGAGAUGCCUGACAGCUUGUACUACACCACGCGUUUCAUCGAUGGCCUUAAACCUGGUGUGCGCAUGUCAGUGGCUCUGCAAAAACCACAAGAUCUGGAUGCUGCUUAUGACAUAGCUUUACUCCAUGAAGAGCUUAGUGACAGUCACUCUUCAACCCAGCCGUUUAGGAAAACAGUGACCACUGCCACUCAUUCGUCGAAAACUUUAUCCAGUUCUGACAGAAAAAUGACAGAAACCAGUAAGAUAGCUCCUCCAGAGGACAAAUGGAAUGCCCUGCGUACUUAUAGGAAAUCAAAGGGCCUGUGUUUUAUCUAUGGAGAGAAAUGGUCCAAGGAUCAUCAGUGCAAAUCGUCAGUUCAACUUCAUAUUGUGCAGGAAAUGAUUGAACAUAUACAGAGCAACAGUUCCUUCUACCCAGAGUCGUCUGACAGUGAUUCAGACAACCUCAUGUUACUGUCUGUAGCUGCUUGUUCUGCUGAAACUACUCCUUCAACAAUGAAACUAAGAGCGGUUGUUCAAGGACAAACACUUACCUUCUUGGUCGACUCUGGCAGUACCCAUUCUUUCCUCAAUACAGCUCUGAUUGCACUAUUGCCUACUGUCCAGGAUAUCAAGCCAAUUGUAGUAACUGUGGCUGGUGGAGCUCAGUUAUAUUGUACACAAGUUGUGAAACAAUGCAGCUGGCAAUGUGACCAAGCAGUGUUUAAAACAGAUUUCAGAUUGCUUCAGCUAGGCCACUAUGAUGGUAUCUUAGGGCUUGAUUGGUUGGCCAGUCAUAGCCCUAUGGUUAUUGAUUGGGAGCAGAAGUGGUUUUCCUUCCAGUUCCAGGGAUCUUGGAUUACAUUACAGGGAGAACUGCCAGAAGAUUGCACUUAUACAGUCAUGAGUGUUGAGUUGGAGGGUGCAGAUAGUAGUGAGGACAGUAAACAUAUACCUGAAGUACAAGCAUUGUUACAGAAGUUCUCUGCUGUUUUUGAAGAACCAAAAGGGGUGCCCCCUAGAAGGAAGUAUGAUCAUACUAUACCACUAAUUCCUGGAGCAACACCAGUGGCUGUCAGACCUUACAGAGUAGCUCCUCAUCUGAAAACUGAAAUGGAAAAGCAAGUUAAGGAACUGUUGCAGAAUGGUAUGAUUAGACUCAGUAAAAGCCCUUUUUCUUCUCCUAUGCUUAUGGUCAAGAAAAAAGAUGUCACCUGGUGCAUGAUGGUAGAUUACAGACACUUGAAUACAAUAACUAUGAAAGGCAAAUAUCCCAUUCCUGUAAUUGAUGAAUUGUUAGAUGAGUUGCAUGGAGCAUGCUGGUUUACUAAACUGGACUUGAGGGCAGGCUAUCAUCAGAUUAGACUGGCUCCUACUGAGGAAUUCAAAACUGCAUUCCAAACUCAUGAAGGGCACUAUGAAUUCUUGGUUAUGAGUUUUGGGCUAUCUGAAGCACCAGGCACCUUUCAUGGAGCUAUGAACUCUAAUCUGCCUGCAUUAAGGGAAUUUGUCCUAGUUUUCUUUGAUGAUAUCCUAGUUUUUAGCAAAACCUUGAAGGAACAUCUGCAAGUUGCUUACCUGGGUCACAUCAUGAGUGAAACAGGGGUUUCUAUUGAUCCGUCUAAAAUCUUAGCUGUUGAGAACUGGCCUACUCCAGUCAAUGUGAAGGAGAUCAGAGGAUUGCUUGGCCUCACUAGUUACUACAGGAAGUUCAUUAAGAACUAUGGAAUUAUUAGCAGGCCAUUAACUGAACUGUUGAAGAAAGGUACACUGUUCAUUUGGACACCUGCUGCUGAUACUACUUUUGCAACUCUGAAACAAGCUCUCAUUCAAGCCCCUGUGUUGGCAUCACCUGACUUUUCAUUGCCCUUUGUGCUGGAAACUGAUGCAUGUAAUUAUGGGAUAGGAGCAGAAAUCAUGGACAGUUAUGGACAAGAUCCAAAAGCUCAGGAGCUAUUGCAACAACUUUCUGUUCAACCAACAUCCAGGCCCUCCUUCUCCUUAACUAAUGGCCUACUCAAGUACAAAAACUGCAUCUGGAUUGGUAAUGAUGUUCAACUUCAAGCAAAGAUUUGUCAUGCUUUCCAUGCUACACCUCUGGAGGUCACUCUGGAUUUCCUGUUACUUACAAAAGAAUUCAUGCCUUAUUCAAGUGGUCUGGUGUGCAUCGAGGAGGCCACCCCUCCAUACAACCUUUGGCUCGCCUUCAAGGAGGAGGCGACGUGCACACGCGUGCUUGAAUCAUCAAUGACAAAGCGUGAGCACGUCGUGGAUGCAUGGUCCUGCAACCCAAGCAAGGUUCCUAAGGUGCUCGAACUCAAGGUCACCAAACCAAAGCCGACAAUGUGGAGCAAGCUGCCUUCCUCCGACGACGAAUGUCAGUCGCCGCCCCCUCCUGUGUCACCGACGUCCAUGCGCACAUGCAUCCACACUAUCAUCGUCCAUGUCAUGUCCAUGGUAGAUCACGGCGAGCUAAUGGCUGAAGAUUUGUUGAACAAGUACCGCCCUAAUGAAAGCGAAUGCCUCAGCCGUGAGCACAUGUUCCUUUGCUGGCGCGGGAGGAUUGACGGCACCGGACCUGGAGGUGACGACGGAAACACUAGUUGA
This is a messenger RNA of Aegilops tauschii subsp. strangulata, 2847 nucleotides long. RefSeq lists its product as uncharacterized. Lineage: Eukaryota; Viridiplantae; Streptophyta; Magnoliopsida; Poales; Poaceae. Gene Ontology annotation, biological process: proteolysis. The record is from RefSeq and is a predicted model, not a curated record. Gene Ontology annotation, molecular function: aspartic-type endopeptidase activity.